GCUAACAAUAUUUCGUUGUUAUCAAUGGUAGCUAAUUCAAAACUGCGUAUCGGUACACAUGAUGGACGAUUCCAUGCAGAUGAAAUACUUGCAUGUGCAAUGCUUAAACAUUUACCGGAAUACUCAAAUGCUGAAAUUAUACGCACAAGAGAUUCAAGUAUUUUGUCAACAUGUGAUAUCGUCGUUGACGUUGGCGGUGUAUUCAAUGCUGAAAAUCAUCUAUACGACCAUCAUCAAAGAGAAUUCAACCUUACUUAUAAAGAUUUUUAUCCGAAUUCUGAUUGGGAUAUAAAAUUAAGUAGUGCAGGUUUGAUAUACGUUCAUUUCGGUCGAAAAAUACUAAGUUGUAUACUUGGUAUAGAUGAAAAUACUAUGGAUCCAUUAGUGACGGCACUUUUUGAUAAGAUGUAUAGUUCAUUUAUUGUUGAGAUAGACGCUAUCGAUAAUGGUGUUCCGAUGGCAAUAACACCUUUAAGAUAUUCUAUGAAUACAUCUUUAAGUAGUCGAGUGAAUCGUAUGAAUCCAGCUUGGAAUCAAUUGGAUACAGAUGAAACUAUUUGUUUUCAUAAUGCAUUACAAUUAGUUGAUAAAGAAUUUAUUACAUUAGUUCAUUUCUAUGCUGAUACAUGGUAUCCAGCUCGUGAAAUUGUAUUAAAUGCUGUGAAAAAUCGAUAUUCCAUUGAUUCAUCUGGUACAAUAAUUUAUAUUGAAGGUACUGGAUGUCCUUGGAAUGCACAUUUUUUUGAAAUUGAAAAAUCUUUAUUAUUAAAUAAUGUAAAUGUAAAUGAAAUUGAAAAACACAAUCAAAUUCUAUUUGUUAUUUAUCAACGUAAAGAUAGUACAUGGACUAUACAAGCUAUACCAUUGAAUGAGCAUAAUAAUUUUUCACAAAGACUUCCUCUACCUGAAAGUUGGAGAGGUUUACGUGAUGAACAGUUAAGUAGUAUUGUUGGGCUGCCUGAUUGUAUAUUUGUACAUUCUACUGGGUUCUUAGGUGUACAUAAAACUCGUGACGGUGUUCUACAAAUGGCAAGAUUAACCAUAAAAAUGAAAGAAAAUCAGUAACUUCUGUUCUCUUUUAUCAUCAUCUAUUUUUAUCCUGGUUCCUAAAGCUAAAAAAUACACGUAUAUGCUUUUUG
Molecule: messenger RNA, 1139 nt
Organism: Schistosoma intercalatum
Lineage: Eukaryota; Metazoa; Platyhelminthes; Trematoda; Strigeidida; Schistosomatidae
Source: the annotation of a GenBank genome assembly